Molecule: messenger RNA, 5558 nt
Organism: Microplitis demolitor
Lineage: Eukaryota; Metazoa; Arthropoda; Insecta; Hymenoptera; Braconidae
Gene: Art4
Product: histone-arginine methyltransferase CARMER
Exons: 8
Coding region: 554-2362 (602 amino acids)
Biological process (GO): peptidyl-arginine methylation
Molecular function (GO): protein-arginine N-methyltransferase activity
Source: RefSeq, a predicted model, not a curated record
UAUAGGACGUAGAGAAAUAGGGUACAGUAAAGGGAAAGAACAGCGUUAAGAGAAGGGAUAACAACGUGCGCGUGUGCAAAGCACGCCGGGGGUGGUUGGUCGGUCGGUGGUCCGAACUCCGAAAAUCAUACGAUCUUGUCUUUAUUAAAAUUUUGUUCGGCUCCAUUUUAAUUCCUAUUUCAAUCAUCAACAUACACAUCAUUUUAUUUGAACAGACAGUAACGACAAUACUUUAUUAUUAUUAUAAUUAUUAAAUAAUAAUCGUUGGUUAUCAGUAUUUUUUUAAUUUAUUAAAUUUACAUAAAUAAUAAUAAUAAUAAGACUAAGACUAAGAGUAAUAAUUAUUAUAUAUACAUAUAUAUUUAUAACUAGUAAUUAAUAGGAUUAGUAACGCCGGUAAAGCAGCAGUGUGCGUGUGUGUAACAAAAGUAUCAGCAACAAAGGAAGAAUAAAAGUAAGUGAAAAAAAACGUUGUUAGAUAUAAAAAUAAAAAAACGCCGCGAAAGAAAGAAAGACUGGAGCGCAGAAAAACGCACGCGGUGUCUAUAUAAAAAUGGCGAAGGCGUUUCGCGCGGUGACAGUCUCUACUUUGUCAAACAAUGGACAGUCAACGCCGAAAUACAACAGACCGGUUACACUUAACAUUAACUAUGAUCCUCAAGGACUCAGCAUUGAAUUAUUAUCAGAAGACUUUACUGAAAAAGAGCCAAAACAAUUAUUGGAAUUUCCCAUAACACAUACUACUGAAUGCUCGCGAGUUGCUACUAGAAGUUAUGUAUUUACUUUAGAUGCUGAGAGUCUACUUAUUACAUUUUCAAAUGAACCAGAUUUCCGAAACUUCCAUUCCCAAGUGCUAAAACUAAAAAAUGGAAAAGGCAUGUCUGCUUUUAAUGAGAGAACAGAAGACUUAUCAGCGAUGCAGUAUUUUCAAUUCUAUGGCUAUUUAUCACAGCAACAAAACAUGAUGCAAGAUUACAUUAGAACAAGCACAUAUCAGCGUGCUAUUCUUGGAAACUUGUCAGACUUUAAAGACAAAGUUGUGCUAGACGUAGGUGCCGGAUCUGGAAUAUUAUCAUUCUUUGCAGUCCAAGCUGGUGCUAAAAAAGUAUACGCUGUCGAGGCUAGUAAUAUGGCUAAUCAUGCGGAACUUCUUGUCGCCGCAAACAAUCUAUCAGAUAAAAUAGUUGUAAUUGCUGGUAAAAUUGAAGAAAUUGAACUGCCGGAACGCGUCGAUUGUAUUGUCAGUGAACCCAUGGGUUACAUGCUGUACAACGAGAGAAUGCUUGAGACUUAUUUACAUGCUAAAAAAUGGCUAGUGCCAGGUGGAAGAAUGUUCCCUUCGCGCGGUGACCUUCACAUAGCUCCGUUCUCUGAUGAAACACUUUACAUGGAACAGUUUAAUAAAGCAAACUUUUGGUACCAAACGUGUUUCCAUGGUGUUGACUUGUCAUCAUUACGGAAUAACGCGAUCAAAGAGUACUUCCGACAGCCUAUUGUCGACACAUUUGACAUACGUAUUUGUAUGGCUAAAUCUGUCAGACACGUUGUUGACUUCCAAACUGCUGACGAGACUGAUUUACAUAAAAUAGAAAUAGACGUCGAUUUCCAUAUAUUGGAGAGUGGAACAUGUCACGGUCUUGCAUUUUGGUUUGAUGUUGCAUUUAUUGGUUCAACUCAGCAAGUUUGGUUGAGUACAGCACCAACGGAACCUCUUACUCAUUGGUACCAAGUCCGAUGUCUCUUAGAAAAUCCAUUGUUCUGUAAAAGCGGACAAUUACUUUCUGGAAAAGUUAUUUUGAUAGCUAAUAAAAGACAAUCGUAUGAUGUUACGAUAGAUUUAAAAUUAGAAGGAACGAAUAUCGAGAGUAGCAGCAAUACACUAGACUUAAAAAAUCCUUACUUCAGAUACACUGGGGCUGCGGCACAAUUGCCCGCUGGUUUAAAUAGCACAUCACCUAGUGAAUCAUAUUGGACAACAUUGGAUGCUCAAGGCGCGCGACAAGCUGUUAAUAUGGUCAAUGGAAUGUCUGUUAAUGGUCUAGGUGAAGUUUCAAUGGAUACGGGAGCUGUCAAUCCCAGUAAUUUACUAGCACUAGGCGGUCAACCUAAUAUACACCCGGGUUCGAUUUCAAGCACUGGGAGAGGUAGAAUUGGUGGAACGGCUACAAGUACACAGGCUGCACAGCUCAUUGGCGGCGGUAUUACGCCAAAUAUGUUCACAUCACCGGCAACUCUUGGUGUUACUUUCCAGCAAUCGCUGGUACUCAGCAAUACAUCACACUACCCAGUGAAUCCGAGCCUGAUGAUUGGUGAUUAUGUGACACCUGGUAAUGGAAUAGCACCCCAGGCGUAUCGUCAAUGAUCUACGGCCAAGUUAUAUCGAAUAAUGGAAUAUUCACGAAAACUAAAACAUCAUCAGCAGCAACAACAACCGCAGGACAACAAUCAACGUCAAUCAAUCACCAACAGCAGAUGUAAUAAUGGUUAUAUUAAUAAUACCAUAAAUAAUCGUCAAAAUCGUCGUCUAGUGUUCAGCUCACCUACCAGUAAAUUAAGAUUAUCAUCAGCUGUACGUAUUUUACAUGCUACUAAUUUAAAUGAAUUUAAUUACGAUAUUAAAUUCAAAGAAGCGCGUAUGAGAUUCGUCGAUAAAACUUUUGAUAAUGGCAUUGAUUUUGGAUUACCUCCUUCGUUAUUGAGAAAUAAUAAUUAUUAUUAUAAUAACAAUAACUUCAAUAAUAAUAAUAAUAUCAAUAACAGUAAUAAUUUGUCAUGGGAUUCGCGCUGGAGAAAACUCCGUGCUAUUUUUUCGUAGCCAUUUAUUUAAAAUCUCUGAUGAAAUGAUAAAUAUUAAAUAAAUAUAUUCAUUAUUAUAUCAGAGUUUAACACAAAAAAUAACACGCUUGCCAAAUGUACCCAGGAUUAAAAAAAACUAAUUUAAUAACAGAUACGAUAUUUUUUAAUGACAAUACUAUUUUACGCAGUAUUAAAUGCGUAUAAUACAUGAAAAAAUUAUUGUAGAUUUUUUUAGUUUCGUCUUUAUUAAUUUGUAUUUUUUUUUUGUUUUCUUAUAAUUAACGUUUAUUGACUCGUGUUUAGUUAAUUUCUGUUUAGAAUUUUAAGUUUUAUUUAAAUGUUCUUAUAGACAAAUUUAAAUUUUUACAACGCUGUGUCGAUAAUUUAUACUAUUUUUUUUUUUUUUUUUUAUAAAUAAGAUAAUUUUCAUUUAUUUCAUUGCCAAUAAAUAUAUAUCAUGCAUUUAUUUAAAGCUGUAAAUAUUUUUUGAACUAUUUUAGUCGAAAAAAUUUUUAAAAAAAUGAUAAUAAUUAUUAGAAAAAUAAAAUGAAUUAGCCGUAAAAAAAAAUUAAAUUAUUAUUUUUUUUUACAUUUCUAAUUAUUAUUUAUAGCCUAUUAGUUUAAAAAAUAUUUACAGGUCGAAAAAGAAAAAACACUGCAAACACAUUUAACCCUAAUCCGGUGUCGUUGUUUUCAGCACCCGUAAACGUUGAACAUGAGUCAUUAGCGGCCGCCGUGUAACUAUGUUAUUCUGUAAAGAAAAGUGUGAAUAAAUUCGUUGGUCUUCUUUUGAGUUCUAUGCAAUAGAGCUGUUGCCCGCCGCGAAAAUCCCUUUUUCAAUAAAAAUUGUCAUCAAAAUGCGGAGGCAUGUAGACUUUGCAGUAGAAUAUUUGGACACAAACGGCCCAUGUUCAACCGAUUAGGGUUAAUGAUAAUUAACAAUUAAGCAAGUCAUGAUUUAAACAGUGCAGCAGCAAUAAUUAAAUAGAAUUCAUUGAUAAAACGUAUAUUUAAAAACUAUAACAGUUUAAAUAAUCACUGUUAUGUGUGACAGUACCUGUCGCUUUAUUAAUGCAUUUAUUGCAUACCGCGUGCGCUGUUUAAUAUUAUUUAAUAAUGUCUUAUUAAAUUUUAAAAAAAAUUAAAUGAUUAUUAGGUAUCUCGGAUUGGCUGGAACUAAAUAAUUAUCAAUAUCAUUUAAAUUGUCAUUUUAUUUAAAUAUAAACUAAGAUAUAAUUGCCUACUGCAUAAUAAACAUAAAUUAGCUUAACGAUCGCAACGAAUCGAAUGGUAUUGACAUAUAAGUGUCGAAAAUAAUUUGUAUAUAUAAUUAAGACACGAAUGAUCUCAUAAUAAUUAUUUGUGUCCGUUUAUAUAGAAUUUAAGAUUUAUUGAUAAAUACUUUUUUUUAUUUUAAAUUUAUUAUCAUAAUUAAUGUCGUGUUCGCACAAACUUGCCAUUUGAUUCAGCCAUUUUUAUGUUACUGUGUAAUAAAAAAAAAAUUAUUUCGGUAUCCGGUUGUCCUGCUUAAUGUACUUGUAUUAAAUUAAUUUGUGUCGUGUUUAUUUUAUUUAAUUACAGUAAUUACUUAUUUAAUGUUAGAUUUAGUUUUUAAAAUCUUGCGGUACUCUUAACAGCCACUUGGGUAAUAAGCAUUCCAUGAGUGCUACAAAUGAUGAAAAAAAAAUGAUAAUUAUAAAUAAUGAUGAAUGAUAGAGACACAAAUAAAUGUUGUAUAGUCCUCGGAAAAAUUAAAAUGUACAUAUAAGAAAUAUCUUCCAUAACUUUUUUUUACUUUUUUUUUUUAUGUUGUGUGCGUGCGUGUGUAUGGAUGUGAUUUAUGUGUGGGUGCUUUUUUAAAUACAGUAAUAGUAAAAUACUACAUACCCAAAUGACUGAAAUUUUACACUUGAAUUAAAGACGAAUAUGAUAUAAAUAUACCUCAGGAUGCCGAUCCGAGCCGGUUAUUAUUUUUAAUAUUAUUAAUUCAUUUUCAUCACAGUUUUUUUUACUACUAUAUAAUUUAAAUGAUACUUUAUUUUUUUUAGUUAAAUAUUUUUCAACCAAUUAGAUUAUUUAACAUUCAUAUGCCAAGUAACAAUAAAUUAUUUAUAUAACAAUUAUUUAUUAUUAUUUUUGACUUUACAUUUAAAUUUAUGUGAGGUAAAAAAUACAGUUAAACAUUCGUCGAAAUUUUUAGUAUUAUGACAGGUAUUAAAUUUUUUUAUAUUUAGUAUAUAAUUUUUUGAUUGAUUUUCAUAAUGAUUUAGACAAUCUUUAAUACAACUACAAUUAAUCAGUUGACAACUUUUUUUUACUGUAUAAUUAUUACUAAUAAUAUCCAUAUUAAUUAUUAUUAAUAACGUGGUUUAUAAAAAUGACAGUUGAAUUACCAGAAGCUAAUAAUUUCUUUAUUUUUAAAUUAAUUCCAAUUUUUUUAAAAAUCAUUAAUAUGAUUUUUAAAAAUCUCUGGGUGCGUAUUUUAAAAUAUUUUUUUUUCCAAUAAUAGAAUAUUUGAUAAAAAAAAAAAAAAGCAAUAUCAGGUGUCUGUUAUUUUCAGUAUCGUUUAUAAAACAAAAGUUACUUACUAAGUUUAAAAAAUAAUAAUACUGUUAAUAAUUAUUACCAGUGGCUCGAUCGGAUAUUUGUUUACUUUUUUUAAUUAAUGACCCUAUGUAUUUUAGCGAAGUACGCGAUUAAUUGAUGAAUUAUUAAUGUAUGUUUAUUUUAUAAUUAUGUACACGUAUCAGGUCAAUUGUAAU